UUGUGUUUGUAUACAGUCGCAACUUCAUAGAACGGAUGUCGUAUACUUAAAUCAUUCUCACGGACGAUGUUUUUCGUCUUGAAUUUACAAUGUUAAACCUUUGAACGCGUUCUUGUGGAAGAGGAUUCAAGCGAUACGACUUUGUACGAGGAGUGUGUUUAUGCAGUAGAGCUGUAAGUGGUCAGAUGAGGGUGUUGGUGACUGGAGGCUCUGGCUUGGUGGGGAUGGCCAUCCAACGUGUGGUCCAAGAGGAAAGGGCAGGCUGCGAAGGUGAAGAGUGGAUCUUCCUGUCCUCCAAAGAUGCCAAUCUCACGAGCAUGAAAGAGACGCGGGAUCUGUUCAAGAAACACCAGCCAAGCCAUGUUAUCCACCUGGCUGCCAUGGUGGGAGGACUUUUCAAAAACUUGAAGAGCAACCUGGACUUUUGGAGGAAUAACAUCCACAUCAAUGACAAUGUGCUGCAGGCUGCACAUGAAGUAGGUGUGGUUAAGGUCAUUUCCUGUCUGUCCACCUGCAUAUUUCCGGAUAAGACCACAUAUCCCAUCGAUGAAACGAUGAUCCAUAACGGCCCACCUCACGAGUCCAACUUUGGCUACGCCUAUGCAAAAAGAAUGGUAGAUGUCCAAAACAGGGCCUAUUUCCAGCAGCAUGGUCGUCACUACACGGCUGUGAUCCCCACUAAUGUGUUUGGUCCCCAUGACAACUUCAGUAUCGAAGAUGGUCACGUGCUGCCCGGCCUAAUUCACAAAACGUACAUUGCCAAAAAGGAGGGGAAGCCGUUGGUGGUCUGGGGCUCCGGCACUCCCCAAAGGCAGUUCGUAUACUCUUUGGAUUUGGCACGCCUCCUCCUGUGGGUUUUGAUGGAAUAUCCUGAGGUUGAGCCCAUCAUCCUUUCCGUUGGGGAGGAAGACGAAGUGUCAAUCAAAGACGCAGCAGACGCGGUUGUGCAAGCACUGGACUUUAAAGGCCAAGUGGUUUAUGAUAAGAGUAAAUCAGACGGCCAGUUGAAAAAGACGGCCAGCAACGCCAAGCUGUGCCGCUAUCGCCCGGAUUUCCGCUUCACGCCCUUCAAACAAGCUCUCAAGGAAACCUGCGACUGGUUCGUUACAAACUACGACACAGCUCGCAAGUGAAACCAGUGCUCGGGUGUGGACGAAAACAAUCUGUGAGCUUGCUGGGAUAGGGACCAGAGAGGUGACGGUCCGGUACUUGCCUGGCUGCAGAGAACAAGGUGCCCCUGAAAGAAUGCUACACACAAACCUCAAUUUUAGUGCCACGGGUGCUUCAGAUUCAUUCUUUGUGUUUCACCGCCACAUUUGCACAUUAAAAGGACCUGCGCUU
Messenger RNA from Hippocampus comes (tiger tail seahorse), 1341 nucleotides. RefSeq names its product GDP-L-fucose synthase. Lineage: Eukaryota; Metazoa; Chordata; Actinopteri; Syngnathiformes; Syngnathidae. Gene Ontology annotation, molecular function: GDP-L-fucose synthase activity. The record is from RefSeq and is a predicted model, not a curated record. Gene Ontology annotation, biological process: nucleotide-sugar biosynthetic process. Bases 186 to 1133 code for a protein of 315 amino acids. The transcript has 10 exons.